AUGAUUUGGAUCGAUCAGCCCACAGGCGUGCGGUUCUCAUUUAGCGGGGGCCACGACGACCACAUCGAAGUGGACGUCGGCCGCAACGUUUACGAAUUUCUCCUAGGGUUUUUCCAGGCACAUCCAAAACUCCAGGCGAAUCCGUUUUACAUUGCCGGGCAGAGUUACGGGGGCCAAUACAUGCCUGCAGUCGCGGCGUACAUCCUUCAGUCCCAAGACGCCAACACCACUGCGAUUCGAAUCAAUUUACAGGACAUUACGAUUGGCGACGGACUCACAGAUACGGUCACCCAGUACCCCCUCCUUGUCAACAUGGCGGUUGAGAACUCGUACAACAUCACGCUAGUGUCCCCCGCUCAACUCGAGAAAAUGCAAAACGAUGCCGUGCACUUAGCAGCUCUUGUGGCCCAAUGUUAA
Aphanomyces astaci is the source of this 417-nucleotide messenger RNA. RefSeq lists its product as hypothetical. The record is from RefSeq and is a predicted model, not a curated record. The coding region runs from base 1 to 417 and encodes 138 amino acids. Gene Ontology annotation, molecular function: serine-type carboxypeptidase activity. The transcript has a single exon. NCBI's taxonomy places the organism in Eukaryota, Oomycota, Saprolegniomycetes, Saprolegniales, Verrucalvaceae. Gene Ontology annotation, biological process: proteolysis.